AUGACAAAUCAAGGCCAGGAGAUAAAGAAGUUUCUCCGUUACGCCAUUUUUACGCCUUUUGUGCUCAAGAACCAGCGACCCUUAUACAUCACAUCACCAGGUCCUAUCCUAAUCGACGACGUGUUCAUCUCGUCGGCAUCGCCCAUAUGUGUGGCGAAUCCAUGCCACGUUUCUAUCACAUCUACAGUGCCACUAAGUUCCGAUUUUGUACGAGGCUGCGAGAUGAAUGACGGUCUGUCUAUUGAAGCAUCUUACAAGAAGAACGCGCUCAAGGUACAUAUUAAGGAAAUUCAUAUUCUCCGCUUCAACAUGCUACAGCGCCUUUUUGCCUACUUGCGUCCACCUCUCACCUUAAAUUACCUCAUCCAGAGGAUCGAGGUACACAUAAGUCCAGAAGCUAGCUAUCAGUGGAACGUGCAUCUCCUGGCAGAAUGA
This is a messenger RNA of Ascochyta rabiei, 435 nucleotides long. RefSeq lists its product as uncharacterized. The transcript is spliced from 2 exons. NCBI's taxonomy places the organism in Eukaryota, Fungi, Ascomycota, Dothideomycetes, Pleosporales, Didymellaceae. The record is from RefSeq and is a predicted model, not a curated record. The coding region runs from base 1 to 435 and encodes 144 amino acids.